AUCGAUUUUUAGAAGAACAUCUUUCAACGAGUUCAAAAACUACGAUUUUAUGUAGAAUAAGUCGAUAUGUCUUUAAACAAAAACUUAAAUUGGCAAUAAUUGAUGAAUAGUUCCUUUUUGUAGAAUGAUAUAGCAUAGUUCAGACAUAAUACCAAUAGCGAGGUUAAUGCACUAAGCACAAAAGACAUUUCGCGUGGCAGUCCAUGUAGUUUGUUCUACAGCUUCCAGAUGGAAAAAGUUUUAUCACGGAGAUCAUAAUUUUCUUUUUGAUAUUCUUUACGUUUAAUUUUUGCUCAUUUGCUUCAUGUAUUACGCUUUAGUACUUAUUAAAACCUAGACAAUUCUCUUUGUGAAAAAGAUUGGAAAAACUGGAAAAUUCGAAGAAAAUGGCUAGUCCGCGAACCCGUCGAGUCUUAGGUAAUUUAAAACCUCACGAUGAAAAUAAUAAAUGUUUUGAGUGCGGCGCUCAUAACCCACAAUGGGUAUCGGUUACAUACGGAAUCUGGAUAUGCUUGGAAUGCUCAGGAAAACACAGAGGACUCGGUGUACAUUUGUCAUUUGUUCGCUCUAUUUCUAUGGAUAAAUGGAAAGACAUUGAGCUUGAAAAAAUGAAAGUUGGAGGAAAUAGAGAAGCUCGUUUAUUCUUUGAAACACAACCCGAUUGGGACGAUUGCAUGGCAAUUAACCAAAAAUAUAACACUAAAGCAGCAGCUUUAUAUAGAGAUAAGAUAAAUACAUUAGCUCAUGGUGAAUCUUGGAGCCCUAAGGAUUCAAGUGCUAAAGAUUUCGCUUCUUAUGUCGAUAACAAAAAAGAGUAUAGUAGUUCAUAUCAGAAUGAUUCUACUUCGCUGUAUCAAAAUAUUAAUUCUUCAGAUUUUAAAGCUCAAACAGAAACUUUCUUUACUAGAAAGCAAAAUGAAAAUGCAACUCGUCCAGAUAAUAUUCCACCGAGCCAAGGCGGAAAGUACGGAGGAUUUGGAUAUCAAAUGACUCCAGUACCAAAAAGCUCGUCUCAAGAAUUUGUUGAUACUGCGUUAUCAUCUCUUGCAAGUGGUUGGUCGUUACUUUCUUCAUCAGCUACUAAAAUAGCCAGUAAAGCAACGGAAAAUGCCAUUAAAAUUGGAGAAAUGGCCACACAAAAGGUAUCAGAGAUAUCAAUUUCCGUUAGUGAAAAGGUACGAGAAGGUACACUUUUGGAAGAAGUAGGAGGUCAAGUCAAUAGUUUAGCGGCUAAGGUUGGUGACCUUGGAAGGCGAAGUUGGGGCGAUAUUAGCGGAACCAAUUCUACAGAACAAAGUUACUAUAAUUCACAUGGUAACUAUCAAGAUUCAACUACUUCUUAUCAAAGUAAUAAUGAUCAUCGCAAAUGUUCUGAUGAAAAGUCAUCAUUAGUAAUGAACUCAAAUCAAAAUAAAUCUGGUGCAACAACUCCGAAUUUAUCUUCUGUUGAUUGGGACUGGAAUGCAAGUUCUGGAUUGAAAGAACCAGAUACUGAUAAAUCAACUGUAAAAAAAUUAAAAGAUAAAAAGGGAAAAGAGGAAUCUUUAAUUAAUUGUGAAUCAAGUAAAACAAGCUCUAAUUGGAAUUCUAAGCUUGAAGAUGAUGCAUGGGAAAUAUUGAAAGAUUAAUAUUAAAUAAUAAUUAGCAUUUAAAGUUUAAUAAAUUUCUUAUAAGAAUUUAAUAGCUAUAAAGAAAGUAAUUUCAUUGCUUAUUUAUUUAUAUUCUUAAUUCUGAGCAGGUUACAUUAUUAGAGGUGAUUAAAAAUUCUUCUUUUUAAUUAAAAUAUAUGAAUACAUCUC
Molecule: messenger RNA, 1799 nt
Organism: Ceratosolen solmsi marchali
Lineage: Eukaryota; Metazoa; Arthropoda; Insecta; Hymenoptera; Agaonidae
Gene: ArfGAP1
Product: ADP-ribosylation factor GTPase-activating protein 1
Exons: 8
Coding region: 387-1628 (413 amino acids)
Biological process (GO): regulation of endocytosis; regulation of ARF protein signal transduction
Cellular component (GO): Golgi membrane
Molecular function (GO): GTPase activator activity
Source: RefSeq, a predicted model, not a curated record